Laetiporus sulphureus 93-53 is the source of this 1211-nucleotide messenger RNA. RefSeq names its product alpha/beta-hydrolase. The transcript is spliced from 7 exons. The record is from RefSeq and is a predicted model, not a curated record. Lineage: Eukaryota; Fungi; Basidiomycota; Agaricomycetes; Polyporales; Laetiporaceae. Bases 156 to 1211 code for a protein of 351 amino acids.
AGGGGGAACCCGCCCUUAGCAGUGCUGACGAGUUCGCUCAAUUGCAUUCCGAUGAUCCUCGUUUCCAAUAUAUUUAAUCACCUCUUUCAUUCUAGAGCUGCACGACGUACCUACCACUCAGGCACUGUGUUCGCUCCUGGUCAGACGACACAGUCAUGAUACUCCUCCAUUCGCAGGCUCUGGUAUGUGACGCCCGUCCAGACUUUCCCCUCCGUAUCGCAGUAAAGCGAUACUGGGAGCCGCGCAUCUCCUCUGAAGAUCCGGAUGCGCUCACACUCAUCUUGGCUCACGGCGCGGGCCACCACAAGGAACAUUGGGAACCGGUGAUUGAGUCUUUGUACAGACUCUCCCAGAGGUCCGCCAGGGGCAUGCACAGAGUGAAGAUUCGUGACGUGUGGAGCAUGGACUGCCCCAACCACGGAGAUGCUGCAGUGUUGAAUGAGCACACACUGAAGUGGGGUUACCAUUACUUUAGCAUAGAGGACUAUGCGCGUGCCGUCCAUAUUCUCCUGUCUGGGCAUGGCAGCGGAAUCGACGUUGACUUCAGCACACGGAGGCUCGUUGGUAUAGGUCAUUCCAUGGGAGCAGUCGCGUUGACGCUCUGCAUGACUUACUGGCCGAAACCCAAAAUUCAGUCUUUCGUGUUGAUAGAGCCCAUGACCACGCCAUCCGGAGACUUUGAACUCCCUCAAAACUUCAAGGCUGCUCUCAUCGCAGGGGCAGAAAAGCGGCGCGACGUAUUCCCAUCUCGCGAGGAGGCGUUUGCAUGGCUCCGAUCUCGUGCCAACUUCAAAGCUUGGAAUCCCAGAGUGCUUCAGAUUUAUAUGACGCAUGGCAUGCGGGACUUGCCAACGGCGGAGUACCCAGACAAGACGGAAGGCGUUACCCUGAAGUGCACAAAGGACCAAGAAGCCGCAUGCUAUCGCGAUCAAGACAACGCAGCUCGCGUCCGCGGAUAUAACUAUCUCUCCGUCCUUAGUGCCACAAACCCUGUGCAUAUGAUAUAUGGUGACGUCGACGACUACAUUAGACCGAGGAGAAUCAAAGAUCACGUGCUCUCUGCGGGGACGCAGGGCCUGCAGACGUCUACUACGUUCGUUGAGGGUGCGGGGCAUCUGAUCUUGCAAACUCAUCCCGACAAGCUGGCAGAUGCCAUUUGGUCUGUAUUGGAUGGACGGCCUCUUGACGUGAGAGAGAGGAGUUUUUUGUAG